Molecule: messenger RNA, 4564 nt
Organism: Camelus dromedarius (Arabian camel)
Lineage: Eukaryota; Metazoa; Chordata; Mammalia; Artiodactyla; Camelidae
Gene: SCN2B
Product: sodium voltage-gated channel beta subunit 2
Exons: 4
Coding region: 203-850 (215 amino acids)
Biological process (GO): membrane depolarization during cardiac muscle cell action potential; regulation of sodium ion transmembrane transporter activity; cardiac muscle cell action potential involved in contraction
Cellular component (GO): voltage-gated sodium channel complex; plasma membrane
Molecular function (GO): sodium channel regulator activity
Source: RefSeq, a predicted model, not a curated record
CUUUUUAGCAGCAACAUACAAGCCGGCCAUAUUAGAGAGAUGGAAAUAAAGCCUCCUUAAUGUUUUAUGUGUCUUUGAAGUACAUCCGUGCAUUUUUUUUUUUUUUUUUUUUUUAGCAUCUAACCAUUCCUCCCUUGUAGCCCUCGGCCCCUCAAAUCACCCUCUCCCAUAUCCCACCCGACUAACAUCUCAGUCUCUGAAAAUGCACAAAGAUGCCUGGCUACCUCGCCCUGCCUUCAGUCUCACGGGGCUCAGUCUCUUUUUCUCUUUGGUGCCACCAGGGUGGAGCAUGGAAGUCACAGUACCUACCAUCCUCAACGUCCUCAAUGGCUCUGAUGCCCGCCUGCCCUGCACCUUCAACUCCUGCUACACAGUGAACCACAAACAGUUCUCCCUGAACUGGACUUACCAGGAGUGUAAUAACUGCUCUGAGGAGAUGUUCCUCCAGUUUCGCAUGAAGAUCAUUAACCUGAAGCUGGAGCGUUUCCGAGACCGCGUAGAGUUCUCAGGGAACCCCAGCAAGUAUGACGUGUCAGUCACACUGAGAAACGUGCAGCUGGAGGAUGAGGGCACCUACAACUGCUACAUCAUGAACCCGCCCGAUCGCCACCGCGGCCACGGCAAGAUCUAUCUGAAGGUCCUCAUGGAAGAGCCCCCUGAGCGGGAUUCCACGGUGGCGGUGAUCGUGGGUGCCUCCGUCGGGGGCUUUCUGGCCGUGGUCAUCUUGGUGCUGAUGGUAGUAAAGUGUGUGAGGAGGAAAAAAGAGCAGAAACUGAGCACGGAUGACCUGAAGACGGAGGAGGAGGGCAAGACGGAUGGAGAGGGCAACGCGGACGAUGGCACCAAGUAACGGGCGGGCGGGCGGCCAGCCCGCAGCCCCUCCCUCGUGUCCUGUACUCCCCCCACACUCCGCCCCGCACACUGUGUCCCCGCCUGCCCUCUCUUGGUGUGUUUCCCUCCAGCCUGGAUCCCAGGGCUGUCCUGGGGUCUCCUGAACCCCUCCCUUCGUAUCCCCCACCCUGUACCAAGAAUGACCCACCUCUCUUUCAUUGAGAAACCUGCCGGCGUCUGGGACGCGUGGGCCCUGGGAGGGGGGAGGGAGUGGUGCACUCAAAACUGCCUGUGUGAGGGUCGCACAGAGAGAAAGGGGAGUGUGGGCGGUGGGGGAGGGGGAGGCCAGCUGUCCAGCCUGCCCAGUGCCUGGACUGGUCUGGUGGCGGCUUCAGAGGGGACCUCAGGUCCGGGGGGCUCUGCUGGACAGCCUCUAGGAGGCCUGGGCUGUGGCGUCGCUCCGCUCCCAGCCCUGGGCAGCCCUGUCAGGCUCGGGGUGGCCAUAGGUUCCUAUAACUUGGGUGGGGUGUGUUGAAGGGACAACCGUGUAUUUCCUGGGUGUUGGCGGGAAGCUGGGGCUGGAGGCAACUAGAGACAAGCCUUGGCCCCGGGAGCUCUGCUCCCGCCCUGAGAGCUGCUACCACAGAAGCCUCCGGUUUUCUGGUGGCUGUUUAACUCCUUCAGGUGUUUGGGAGAAAAGCACCGAAGGGCUGCUGAGCUGGGCCAUGGCAGGGUCGUGUCUCUCAGGGUGGUGGUCGCUCUUCACCACAGUUACCCAGUAAUGGGACGAAUUUCAAAAUGAGCUGAGGGGUGGAGGGGCUGGGAGGGGUGGAAGGCCGACUGCCUUCUCCCCCAGGGUGGCCGCCAUCUGCCUGGGCCAGGAGCAGCCGUGAGGAAGGGGUGGGAGCCACGCUGAGGGGUCGGUGUGCAGAGAGGGGGCCGCCCUUGGGGCUUUGGUUCAGCCCCCCCCCCUUACCCUCAGCAGGGUUUCGUCUGGCUUUUGGCCCUGAGGGGAGCCUUGGAGCCUCUGAGGCCCUGUGGCCACAUCACAUCUGAGCCAUGCUGCACCCUCCCCAGCCCCGACAACGCUCCCUGUGGGGGAGAAAGUAGCGCUGGUGGGGGGCCCACUUCCACUGCCAUUUUACUCACAGGAAGAGGGAAUUGCUUAUGCCUCAGGGGAGGGAGGGAGAUGGAGAGAAACUGCCUUGGAAGACCCUCAGAGAUCCACUAGCCGAGUGGCUCAGACUAACAGGCGGGGAAACUGAGGUUCAGACUCACAGUAGCCGAGAGUCCUGCGCCUCCUCUGGUUCCUCAGUUUCCAGUUUGAAUCACUAGAGCCAUAGCUUGCCCGGUGGGCUGAGGGGGAGGCAGGGGGGCAGGCUCUCCGGACAGGGAGUUGAGGGAAGUGAGGAGAGGGAGGUGGGCCCCUCCAGCCCUGCUCACCUCCGGGGAACCCAGCCCCUCCAGGCUGUGACAGAGGCAGGGAUGGGAGCGGGAGGGCAGGGAUGCUGGCAGUGCCCCACACCAACCCCAGCUGACCCCCUGCUGCACUUCCUGGCCUUUCCUGGGAGCUCAGAGCUCAGGCCCUGCCUGGGCUGAGGGAGUCAGUGCCCAGGGCUGGAAGGAGUCUGGGAAGCGGGUGAGGACAGGACUGUGACAGCCCCAGGGAGCAUUCUCUGUCUCUGCCCAGCAGAUGGCCAGUUUGGGGAGAGAGCGAGAGCUUAUGGAAGACUCAGUUUAAUUCACUUCAGUAUCCAUUGAUUGAGCAUCUCCUCUGUGCCAGGAACUGUGCCAGGUGCCAGGGAUGCCCACAAAGCCAUAACAGAGUUGGGAACUGCUAGGUCAGCUCUGUGGGGACCAAGAUUAAUUUUGUUUUUGGUGCAUCUAAUUCCACCUCUGCAGCCACUGCUUCCAGGGCUGGAGUUGGAGAAGGAGGAAGAGAUUCCAGAAUCUGGGCCCUGGGAAGGGAGGAAAGAAAAGAAGGAGGGAAGAUAGAACAGGUAUGAGGGUGAGAGGACAGGCAGAGCGGGCACAGAGUAGGGGAUGGGCAACCGACCAGAUAGCUCCUGGAUGGGGUGGAAAUUCUAACUCAUCAGUACUUAACUGCCAAUCAACACACUGCCAACGGGGGUGGGCUAAGCCCCCGGGAUGCCUGGGGUGGGUGGACAUUACCCAUCCUUGGAGCCAGCCAGCUGAGAGGGGAGAGGUGUGUGGUGGGCACCCUCGUUCCAGCUGAGACCAAGGGUGGUUGUAAUAACACUUCUGCAGCUUGCAGAUUUCACUUUUUGGCAACUUCUUAAGUGCUCUCCUCUUUCCAGGAUGAGUGAGGAUCUGUGUGGAUGCUGGGAACUUUUUUUUUUUUCCAGGACUCAUAACAUUUAGGGGAAUUAUUUGCAGGAUUCCCUAGGUUUAUUCUAAGAAAUCCUAACUCUCCUUAAAGAAGCCCAAGACUUCUGAAUUCCUUCCUUUCCCUGCCCUGACCCAGAGGGUCCUGGGGAGAGCAGUUCCUCUCCAGGGAUCUCAGGCGCCUGAGCAGAUAGGGAUGGGCCGGGAACCACCUUUGUCCCAGGUGUCCUCCCUCAUAUGCACUUUCUUCCCGAGCCUCUUAGAGUCUCUUCCUGCGGUCUCACAGAGCUGCCUCCCCCCCCCCCCCCCCCCCCGGGGGCAAUGAGGUUGGGAAAAAAAUGGGGCUUCUGUGAAUAGAAGUGGGAAACCGGUGCGAUGUUUUCCCGGCACCCUGCUUCCCAGUGUAUACCAGCAAGCUGUUCCUCUUCCCAGCACGGUGGGGCUCAGGCCCUGCUGGUGGUUGCAUGUUCCUGUCACUGCGCUCUGCGGGGUGCAGUCUGCUGGUUUUCCCAACUGCCCCUGCCUCUCCUGCUCUCUUGGAAUUCUGUCCCUUCCUCCUAAUUAAAGGGCCACUGGAGAGAGAGAUGGGCUGGCCAACCCAUGGGAUUUAGCUUAUAAGAACAAAGCACACCUUUUUCAGGACUGAAAUGCCUUGAGGUGCCUUGGAACUGGCUUUGGAAAUAGCUACCCGCCCCCCUAGCUAUGGAUUAAUACAGUUAUUCCCAAUUUAUAAAAAGGAAAAGCUGAUGGGAUCCAUAUUUCUCCCUGUGAGUCUCCUGGGCAAGGUUGGGCUGGUAAGUAUUUGCAAGCUCAGGUUAAGCAGAUGGACAAUUGAAAACACUGGCCAGGUCCAGAAGGAUAGUCCCAGGCCAUAGGAAUGGCUUGGUGCAAUUGGAACGGGUGAUGAAUCAAGACAUUUUUCUUCCUACUUAUGUCUUAAGAUAGACAGCCUGUGUCUCUUGCUGUGCCUCUUGCUAUGUCUUCCUUUAUUGAAGCUUGCUGAUGCAUUUGUACAUAGUCUAUAUAUAGACAUAUUAUAUAUACAAAUAUAAAACAUCUCACUACAUCCACUCCAAAAGUUACAUUGGCAGAAGGUGGGGGGAGGGGGGACAAUCAUUUCUCAACGUUUUGCGUUAAUUCACCAAAGGCAAAUUAUAGAAUGUUCUUAUUGCUCUUUGUGCACUCGGAGGGGGAAGACACAACCACGUAUGCACUUUCUAGGACUCGUGUGCUAUAUGGUGAUUGGAAGCGGCGGUGGGGAGAGAAGCUUAAAUGGUCCUCUGUGACCCAACAGCUGUGAUAUGUCUGCUUUUGGGAGCAGACUGAGUUCCUUUCGCAGUUUGUCUCAUUGCUUGGAUUUAUUGGCUGCAAUAAACAGAUCAUCUCC